Messenger RNA from Talaromyces proteolyticus, 999 nucleotides. RefSeq names its product 60S ribosomal protein L7. The transcript is spliced from 4 exons. Gene Ontology annotation, molecular function: RNA binding; structural constituent of ribosome. NCBI's taxonomy places the organism in Eukaryota, Fungi, Ascomycota, Eurotiomycetes, Eurotiales, Trichocomaceae. Gene Ontology annotation, biological process: maturation of LSU-rRNA from tricistronic rRNA transcript (SSU-rRNA, 5.8S rRNA, LSU-rRNA). The record is from RefSeq and is a predicted model, not a curated record. Gene Ontology annotation, cellular component: cytosolic large ribosomal subunit. The coding region runs from base 111 to 860 and encodes 249 amino acids.
CCGGCCGCCCACAAAGCAAAUUUGUUGAAUUAACAGAAACUUGAGUUUUCUUCUUCUCUCUCGACACGCCCAACGCCGACAAACGACAAACUCGACAACGCACAAUCGAGAUGGCUGCCACCACUGUCCCCACCCAGGACCAGGUCCUCGUCCCUGAGACUCUCCUUAAGAAGCGCAAGAGCCAAGAAGCUGCUCGCGCCGCUCGCCGUGCUGAGGCUGAGAAGACCAAGCAGGCCAACAAGGAGAAGCGCGGUGUCAUCUUCAAGCGUGCCGAGUCCUAUGUCAAGGAAUACCGUGACGCUGAGCGCGAGAAGGUCCGCCUUGCUCGUGAGAGCCGCAAGCAGGGUACCUUCUACGUUGAGGACGAGCCCAAGUUGGUCUUCGUCAUCCGUAUCAAGGGUAUCAACAAGAUCGCUCCUAAGCCUCGCAAGAUCCUCCAGCUGUUGCGUCUGCUCCAGAUCAACAAUGGUGUCUUCAUUCGUUUGAACAAGGCCACUGCUGAGAUGCUCACCAUCAUCGACCCUUACAUUGCCUACGGUUACCCCAACCUCAAGACCGUCCGUGAGCUCGUCUAUAAGCGCGGUUACGGCAAGAUCAACGGCCAGCGUAUCCCUCUCUCUGACAACCAGAUCAUUGAGCAGAGCCUUGGCAAGUACGGCAUUGUCUGCGUUGAGGAUCUUAUCCACGAGAUCUACACAGUCGGUCCCAACUUCAAGCAGGCCUCCAACUUCCUGUGGCCCUUCAAGCUCUCCAACCCUACCGGUGGUUUCCACAAGCGCAAGUUCAACCACUUCAUCGAGGGUGGUGACACUGGUAACCGUGAGGAGAACAUCAACAACCUCGUCCGCCAGAUGAACUAAAAAGUUUUUUCUUUUGUGGCUACCACAAGCGUUUAUGAUGGGUUGUUUGUUUCACAGGGAUGCAUGUUAUUAGCGUUAUGAUAUUCUAUACUUUAGGUAGCAUUCUCUAGCCUAAUGAGGACAAUUCAGUGUUCAGACA